Molecule: messenger RNA, 2140 nt
Organism: Hibiscus syriacus
Lineage: Eukaryota; Viridiplantae; Streptophyta; Magnoliopsida; Malvales; Malvaceae
Exons: 13
Coding region: 248-1861 (537 amino acids)
Biological process (GO): retrograde transport, endosome to Golgi
Cellular component (GO): Ric1-Rgp1 guanyl-nucleotide exchange factor complex; Golgi membrane
Source: RefSeq, a predicted model, not a curated record
GUUGCCAAUGGCCUCUGUUAAUUAACAGCCGAGUAGAUUUCAAUUGAAAACAGUUUUUUUUUUUAAUUUCCAUUUUAUUUCUUCAACCAAACGGUAGGGGCAUUAGGGUUUCAAAUCUGGGUUGCGUGGUUAGAGAUUGAGCUCAGAUCUCCUCCAUUUUUCUUUCAAUUCAUGUCAUUGUGAUUCUAUCAGAUUUAUACAUUGUCAAAGAAUUUUAUAAAAGAUUUAUGAAAACAGUUUAGAGGCAAUGUUGCCGUCCAGGUUUUCUUUGUUUGGUGGUGGGGGGUCAGAUAAAGGUAAUUCUGAAGAAGGUGAUAAAAAGGGAUUGAAUCCGACACUAAAACUGCAGACAGAUAGAGAUGUAUAUAGACCUGGAGAUUCUGUUUAUGUUACAAUUGAGAUCUGCAAUCCUCUUACCAGUGGCUAUUCUGGUAGUGUUGUACCUUCGCUUUUGAUUGAAAAGCUUGGCUUUGAAGUCAAAGGGAUCGAGAAGUUGGACACUCAAUGGUUUGCCACCCAAAAACCAGUGUCUGGAACGAAGCAAAGAAGAGGUGAACAUGUUUUUCUGGACUGUUCAACACAAUCAAUCAUUUCAAAUCAGAUUGUGCCGUCUGGCUCUGCAAAAACUUAUCUGGUACGGGCUGUGCUUCCUAGCCUUGUACCACCAUCUUACAAGGGUUCUACCAUUCGUUAUUUAUAUUAUAUAAAGAUUACUUUGUUUGUUCGAUGGCUGAUACUGGAAAAUGGUCACUCCAGCAAGGAUUCAGUAGAUCUUACUGAAGUGGACGCUCGUGUCCCUUUGCAAGUAUGGGUAACUCAGAAAGGAAAUGGUUUGGUGAUGAAAGAUGGUCAAAGUGAUGGUAUUGUUCCUGCUACAACCAUCCAAACAGAUAUAUACUGGAAAGAGAUUGAUGGUGAUUCAGAUUGGGCUAGAGUGAGUGACCUGUAUGACAGUAUUGAGGAAGGGUAUGAGAGCUCAAGGGAUGAAAUGUCUUCUGUUUCAUCCUUUAAUCCUUCAAAGGAACAUCUUUAUAAAACCUUGAGUUCCCUAUCGUUGCAAUCGUCAGCAGCCAGAUCUUCAAAUAGAGAUGGUCCAUAUCAUGAUGGAGACCAUUUGAGUUUAUCUUCAAAUGUAGGGCUUCCGCGGUUAUCGAUAGCAGAGGACUUGAAUGAUUCUAAUCCUGACAUAUCAUCAGCCAUAUCUCCAAGACAGAAGCGCACUUCCACAAGAUCACUAGCUGGAAAUGAUAAAACUGGGAUAAAUUCUGCACUCGGCCAGGGAGCUACUGAACCUUUAGCAUCAGAAGGCUUUAUUCGAGGAAGGUCGUAUAAUAUCAGGAUGGAUGACCAAGUUUUGCUAAGAUUUUCCCCUAAGAACUCUGAGUCCACUUAUUACUUCAGUGAUAUGAUAGGCGGGACUCUUACUUUCUUUCAUGAAGAAGGUGCUAGAAGAUGCCUUGAGGUUUCAGUCACGCUGGAAACUUCUGAGACAAUAAGUCGUCGUUUUGUUCAUCCAUCUAGAAGGAAUUCCCCAACAAUUACCAAGGUCCAGAGUGAUCAUCAUGAGGUUGUUGCUGAUUUGAUACAGACAAGUUUUCUUUUUUCUAUUCCCAUGGACGGUCCCAUGUCGUUUUCCACUUCUCAUGUCUUGGUGAAAUGGGUUCUAAGAUUUGAAUUCUUCACUACUCCCAAGAAUGUAGACUGGACAAGAUAUGAGCAUCCUCUUUUAAUUGAAGGUGGAGACAAAUGCGAAUGGGUUCUUCCCAUAACAGUGCACGCACCUCCGGCCGGAGCUCCAGUUGUUACCCAUUCACGGGGUGAGAAACCUCUCUCCAUAGAACCCAUGUGGAUUCAUAGUUGAAGGUAAACUUGUUUCGAAUACGUUAGUGGCUGGAUUUCUGCACAGCUUCAAAUGCGGGUAAGGAAUUACUUGUAAUUACGCAGUCUCUCGCUACAUUUACCAUUGCAAAGACAUGAGUCUUGCAUAAUAAUUCAUCGGGAGUUCUCCGGGAGUUUUGAACUCGGUUCCUCAUUUUUAUCCAGUAAUCGUUGUAUAAGACGUUGAUAUUCGGGUUUUGUCGCCCGAAAUUGCAUUAUUUUGGAGUAGCUGGUGUAAGUCCUCUUAUUGUUGGGAAGCAAA